AUGCCAGUAAUAAAAUCGGAUAUUCCGAGACUUAUUGUUAUAAUAAAAAGUAUUUUAUUCGAUCUUAUUUAUUUCGACCUUUUCAAGAUGGAUCAGAUUCAACAAUUCACCGAACCAUGCAAACAAUUCAUGAAAGAUUCCAUCCGUUUAGUAAAAAAAUGCACUAAACCUGAUCGUAAAGAAUUUCAAAAAAUCGCGAUGGCAACAGCAAUCGGCUUUGCUAUCAUGGGUUUUAUUGGUUUUUUCGUUAAACUCAUCCAUAUCCCAAUCAACAACAUCAUCGUUGGUUCAUAG
Messenger RNA from Adineta ricciae, 294 nucleotides. Lineage: Eukaryota; Metazoa; Rotifera; Eurotatoria; Adinetida; Adinetidae. The record is from the annotation of a GenBank genome assembly.